Lactuca saligna is the source of this 1065-nucleotide messenger RNA. Lineage: Eukaryota; Viridiplantae; Streptophyta; Magnoliopsida; Asterales; Asteraceae. The record is from the annotation of a GenBank genome assembly.
AUGGACGAGGGAGGGAAGAAGCAUAGAAUCUUGAUUGAUAAGAAUAGGUUGCAAUGGGACAUUCUCGAACACACAAGGGUUCUUGUAAGUUCUUCAGUUUCGUUUUUCUACAUUACCAAUUUUCCAAACUCGGUUCAAUUAUCAGAUCGUUGGCGUGUUUGUGGACGGUUGGGUCAGAUUAUCAAUGUCUUUAUUUCAAGAAAAUUGUCACGUAUGGGUAAAAGGUUUGGAUUCAUUAGAUUCGUUGGGGUUAUUAGUGAAGAUAAUAUGAUCAAGAAAUUGUGUGAUGUAUGGUUUGGUUCACAUAAGCUUUUCGCAUCAACCUCACAUCUUCCUAAAGAUGACAGUAUUUUGAAUAAACGUGGUGGGAGUAGUAAUGUCAUGAAACCUAUUUUACAUGAUCAAUCAUAUGCAAGUGUUGUUAAAGGAUCAUCUUAUCAUGAACCUAGUAAUGUUAAAAAAGAUGAAGUUAUCGACCUUUAUUCUGGUGACUUUAUUGUUGAAAAGAAGAGACGUGUGUGUCUUGUUAAGGCUAGAGAUUUCCUAACUCUUCCUAAUCUAUUUUUUCCAAUAGUUAGAGUUUCUGAUGUUGUCUCAAAGCACGUUCUUAUUCCCAAUACAGUAGCAUCUCAUGUUUCUGUUCUAGGUGGCCAAAGUGUUUUUGAAUCAAAACAAGUUCCAACAUCUCGUCUGGCAGCCCCUUCCCCCAUUGCCGAGUCACCGGCAGAUGGAGUUGUCGCUCCUGCUUUUGUCCCGACAGGUUCUCAUGUGGCCUCAUUUUCUGCGAUACCAUCCUUUUCUACAAGGCCUAAUGGAUUUUCAGGUGGUUUUGGUCAUAUGGAGGGUGUUCAUUUCUCAGAAGAUUCGCUCACCCAUCCUUCUGGCUUUUCAAACGAACUUUUUGUGCGUAAUGAUACUAUUUCAGACGGGUCGGUAUAUAGGAAUUGUUUGCUUAUUGAAGCUAAUAAAGCUUUGGAAUUGGGGGAAAAGAUUGGUUUUAAUAUGAAUGAGUGUUAUUCUCAUAUCAAAAGCGUUAUUAAAGGAGAGGUUUUUAAUAACACAUAA